Messenger RNA from Colletotrichum navitas, 1398 nucleotides. RefSeq lists its product as uncharacterized. The transcript has 2 exons. NCBI's taxonomy places the organism in Eukaryota, Fungi, Ascomycota, Sordariomycetes, Glomerellales, Glomerellaceae. The record is from RefSeq and is a predicted model, not a curated record. Bases 58 to 1068 code for a protein of 336 amino acids.
CCAUCGCCGCCGCCAUCGCCGCCGCCAUCGCCGCCGCCGCCCAACGCGGUGUCUUUAAUGCGGUUGCCGAGCCCCGUCAUCAUCCCCCAACGGCGCAUCACGAACCGCACGCGAGGAUUCGUCUGCAAUUAUUCGUCGUCCUUACGCAAUGCCGGUAUAGACGAAAAAGCAUUCUCGACUUUCAUCAAUCAGCUCAACAGGUUAGCCGAGCUCAAACCUCGUGCCCAAGCUAUCGACUUUAGCGGAUUCGCACACUUGUGCUAUAAUACGCAUUACGACAUUUUUAUCUCCAUGGCAGUUGGAACGGCUUUUGAGACUGCCAAGGGCAUCCAACAUAGCACGGCUAUGAAUAAGCUCAUAGACAAGACGAACGACGAACUCUUUAAGCCGAAGGGACUUGUAUGCCUUCUGAUGACUUGGGAAUCCGAAGGUCCGGAAGGCUCUUCCUUGGAUCGUUCAUUUAGGUCAAGGCCAGUGCAGCGGGUAAGGAACGAGCGAAGAGGCAUGGAAACACGGCCGAAGGCAAAUCUCAGCCCGCUCCAAGGGAUGGGGAUGUUCGAAUGGCUUCAGCCCACCACAUUCAAACGCAUCGACGGAGAUGCGAAUGUCUUGCCAGAGACGCAAAUCUCAGUAACCUGCAACCAGUAUCCCUUGCAGAUUGGCGGCACACAAUUCAUUGACAGCCGAACGAAUCAAUGUCUUGCCGUACAUCAUCACCUGGAGCACCGCCGUGGAUCCCAGGUCGCAACGGUAAACAUAGGGGUUACGGCUCACGCACAGGAAGCGAUACCGUUCCCACUAGCAGAGAUCACAGGCCAGUCCCAGGGCCAGAUCUCCUUGAACAACUUGGGCAGGUGUUCAGCCUUGGAGGAGAAGAGAGAUGCCAAGGAGGAACAGAACGGGGACCGCUACUUACGCAAAGACCUUAACGAUAUGGAUCCUUUCAACAUUACGCCGACGCCUUCAUUCACUACCGGCGCCUUAAAGGCUUUAGAGACAGAAACCCUAUAUGUACUGAUUGCCAAUAUGCCCGAUGAUGAUGAAACACAAAGAGAUACGGUUUACUGACCAUAAAGCCGAUCGAGCCGGUUGAACAUGAUGCAACCGUUUAAUGUUGUCUCGAAGUAUGGAGUUAUAGCAUCAUUUGUCAACAUUUGUCAACAUUAGAGAGGCAGGUUAUGACCGUACAUGAAAUAAUGGAUAUAACAAGCACUUUUCAUCUUCGAAUGUUUGGCUCUUUAUCUGAAAGCCGUUAGAAACCAGAUGGUUGACCAUGUCUUACAAAAGAAGCUAUUUUGACGUAUCGAACAGGCUUCGACAGACUAAACUACCGCAAUCAUGAAUCCUGAAACAGCCGAAAAUAUAACCAAGGUUGUAGGUCAGGCUAUAAAAAUAGAG